Trichoplusia ni (cabbage looper) is the source of this 661-nucleotide messenger RNA. RefSeq lists its product as uncharacterized. The record is from RefSeq and is a predicted model, not a curated record. Lineage: Eukaryota; Metazoa; Arthropoda; Insecta; Lepidoptera; Noctuidae. Bases 62 to 604 code for a protein of 180 amino acids. The transcript is spliced from 3 exons. Gene Ontology annotation, molecular function: protein binding.
CGCAUUAAGUUUGUUUACUUCGAGUUGAUUAACUGACUAAAUAUUUUUUUCAUUGCAUAAAAUGAUGAAGCUACUUAUCGCGCUCGCGUUAAUCGCCUUGUGUCAUGCUGGCCCAUUAGAGAACAGUGCAUUAUCCAGACUCCAAAGACCAUUUAUACACAAAGUGGUUAUUCGAAGUGACAAUUUCUUACUCUUCGAAUUUGAAUGGACGCCCAUAGAAAGUGGAAUAUGGACUGACCCCGUAAUUGGUUACAAGAUGCGAGUUUGGGAGGUACCAGACGCACCCUCUACCAGGGCCCAAAAGUACACUAUGUCUGAUGGAAAGUACACCGUGCUAGUGGAACACCAAGAAAAAACCGAAGAGUCGAUGGAUGACACCAAGAACUUGGACAAUAAUAUUUUGCUGGAAGAAAUCCUGACUCCGGGAGACUUACCCAGAGCCGCCUUCUUCAACGUGAGGAUUGGAGUCAACUUCGAAAUACGUGUUUCGGCAUACACUAGAACACACCAGAGUUCUUAUUCUAGUUUUACCAGAAUGCGAGUUCUGCCGAACAAACCCGAAGAAACUUUGGACUCUCGUUCUAUUACAAUUACAAAGGACUAAGUUUAUUUCACAAAAAUGGUAUAAAAGUAAGAGCAAAUAAAGAACAUAAUAACAGCA